AGGGCUGCGGAUCCUCUGGUCCGAAACGAAGGGGCCGGUUGCCGGACCCUUCGGGUUCAAGCCGAACCGCAGACGUGCCUUCACACCCCGCUCCGCCUCCCUGUGUGUUAACACCGUGCUUCUCCCGCGCUGACCAGGUGACCUUUAGGCUCUGGGCUGGAUCGGAGAAGAAAUUGGUGUCUGCGGGGGAUGAUGCCUGAGCAGAAGAGACAGAUUACAGCUAGCGAAGGGGCCAGUCGGAAAAUCUUAUCUAAACUUUCUCUGCCUGCUCAUGCCUGGGAACCAGCAAUGAAGCAGAGUUUCGCCUUUGACAAUGUUGGCUACGAUGGUGGUCUGGACGGUGUGUUCUCUUCCUCUCAGACAGCCACCAGCACCAUCAGCAUUUUGGGCAUGACUUGCCAGUCAUGUGUAAAGUCCAUUGAGGACAGGAUUUCCAGUUUGAAUGGUAUUGUGAGCAUUAAGGUUUCUCUGGAACAAGGUAGUGCAACUGUGAAAUAUGUGCCAUCAGUCAUGAGCCUGCAACAGGUUUGCCAUCAAAUUGGGGACAUGGGCUUUGAGGCUAGCAUUGCCAAAGGAAAGGCUGCCUCCUGGCCCUCAAGGUCCUCACACACCCAGGAGGCUGUGGUCAAGCUCCGGGUGGAGGGCAUGACCUGCCAAUCCUGUGUCAGCUCCAUCGAAGGCAAGAUCGGGAAACUGCAAGGAGUCAUGAGAGUCAAAGUCUCACUUGGCAACCAAGAGGCAACCAUCACUUAUCAGCCGUAUCUUAUUCAACCAGAAGACCUCAGGGACUAUGUAAAUGACAUGGGGUUUGAAGCUGCCAUCAAGAACAAAAUGGCUCCCUUAAGCCUGGGACCAAUUGAUAUUGGGCGGUUACAAAGCAUUAACCCAAAGAGACCUUCAGCUUCUGCCAACCAGAAUUUCAAUAAUUCUGAGACCUUGGAGCACCAAGGAAGCCAUAUGGUCACCCUGCAACUGAGAGUAGAUGGAAUGCAUUGUAAGUCUUGCGUCUUGAAUAUUGAGGAAAAUAUAGGCCAACUCUCAGGGGUUCAAGAUAUUCAAGUGUCCUUGGAGAACAGAACUGCCCAAGUGCAGUAUGAUCCUUCUUGUAUCACCCCAGUGGCUCUGCAGAGGGCCAUUGAGGCGCUACCACCCGGGAAUUUCAAAGUUUCUUUUCCUGAUGGAGCAGAAAGGAGUGGGACAGAUAAUGGAUCUUCCACUAGUCAUUCUCCUGGCUCCCCGCAGAGCAACCAGGUGCAGGGCACGUGCAGUACUGUGGUGCUCACCAUCGCUGGCAUGACGUGUGCAUCCUGUGUCCAGUCCAUUGAAGGCGUGAUCUCCAAACGAGAAGGGGUGCAGCGAGUAUCAGUCUCUUUGGCUGAAGGGACUGGAACAGUUCUUUAUGAUCCCUCUGUAAUUAGCCCAGAAGAACUCAGAGCUGCUGUGGAAGACAUGGGAUUUGAGGCUUCGGUCAUUCCUGAAAACUAUUCUAGCAACCAAGUUGGAAACCACAAUGCUGGGAAUUUCAUGAUGCAAACUACAGGUGGCACACCUACAUCUGUGCAGGAAGUGGCUCCCCAUGCUGGGAGGAUCCCUGAAAACCAUGACCCUGGUCGCUUGUCAAAAUCCCCACCCACCAGAACAGUGGCACUGCAGAAGUGUUUUUUAAAGAUCAGUGGCAUGACCUGUGCAUCCUGUGUGUCUAACAUAGAAAGAAAUCUGCAGAAGGAAGCUGGUAUUCUCUCCGUGCUGGUUGCCUUGAUGGCAGGAAAGGCAGAGGUCAAGUACAACCCAGAGGUCAUCCAGCCACUGGAGAUAGCUCAGCUCAUCCAGAACCUGGGCUUUGAGGCGGCAGUCAUGGAAGACUAUGUGGGCUCUGACGGCGACAUGGAGCUGAUUAUCACGGGGAUGACCUGUGCUUCCUGUGUUCACAACAUAGAGUCCAGGCUCACAAGGACAAAUGGCAUCACCUAUGCCUCUGUGGCCCUCGCCACCAGCAAAGCUCACAUUAAGUUUGAUCCAGAAAUUAUCGGUCCACGGGAUAUUGUCAAAAUUAUUGAGGAAAUUGGCUUUCAUGCUUCCCUGGCCCAGAGAAAUCCCAACGCUCAUCACUUGGACCACAGGAUGGAAAUAAAGCAGUGGAAGAAGUCUUUCUUGUGCAGCCUGGUGUUUGGCAUCCCUGUUAUGGGUUUGAUGAUCUAUAUGUUAAUACCCAGCAACGAACCCCAUGAGUCUAUGGUCCUGGACCACAACAUCAUUCCAGGACUGUCCAUUCUAAAUCUCAUCUUCUUUAUCUUGUGUACCUUUGUCCAGUUCCUCGGAGGGUGGUACUUCUACGUUCAGGCCUACAAAUCUCUGAGACACAGGUCAGCCAACAUGGAUGUACUCAUUGUCCUGGCCACAAGCAUUGCCUACGUAUACUCGCUUGUCAUCCUGGCAGUUGCUGUGGCUGAGAAGGCAGAGAGGAGCCCUGUGACGUUCUUUGACACGCCCCCCAUGCUCUUCGUGUUCAUUGCCCUGGGGCGGUGGCUGGAGCACGUGGCAAAGAGCAAAACCUCAGAAGCCCUUGCCAAACUCAUGUCUCUCCAAGCCACAGAAGCCACCAUUGUGACCCUUGGGGAGGACAACUUAAUUAUCAGAGAGGAGCAAGUACCUAUGGAGCUGGUGCAGCGGGGUGAUAUCAUCAAGGUUGUCCCCGGGGGAAAGUUCCCAGUGGAUGGGAAAGUCCUAGAAGGCAGCACCAUGGCUGACGAGUCCCUCAUCACAGGAGAAGCCAUGCCAGUCACGAAGAAACCUGGAAGCAUCGUGAUUGCUGGCUCUAUAAAUGCACAUGGCUCUGUGCUCGUUAGUGCCACCCAUGUGGGCAGCGACACCACUUUGGCUCAGAUUGUGAAAUUGGUGGAAGAGGCUCAGAUGUCAAAGGCACCCAUUCAGCAACUGGCUGACCGGUUCAGUGGAUAUUUUGUCCCAUUUAUCAUCAUCAUUUCAACUUUGACGUUGGUGGUGUGGAUUGUAAUCGGUUUUAUCGAUUUUGGUGUUGUUCAGAAAUACUUUCCUAACCCCAACAAGCACAUCUCCCAGACAGAAGUGGUCCUCCGGUUUGCAUUCCAGACAUCCAUCACGGUGCUGUGCAUCGCCUGCCCCUGCUCCUUGGGGCUGGCCACGCCCACGGCAGUCAUGGUGGGCACUGGGGUGGCCGCCCAGAACGGCAUCCUCAUCAAGGGGGGUAAGCCCCUGGAGAUGGCGCACAAGAUAAAGACUGUGAUGUUUGACAAAACUGGCACCAUUACCCAUGGUGCCCCCAGGGUCAUGCGGUUCCUCCUGCUUGUGGACGUGGCUGCACUGCCCCUCAGGAAGGUUCUGGCUGUGGUGGGAACUGCAGAAGCCAGCAGCGAGCACCCCUUGGGUGUAGCGGUCACCAGGUACUGUAAAGAGGAACUUGGAACAGAAACCUUGGGGUACUGCACAGACUUCCAGGCGGUGCCAGGCUGUGGAAUCGGGUGCAAAGUCAGCAGCGUGGAUGGCCUCUUGGCCCACAGUGAGCACCGACUGGGUGAAUGGGCCACUCAUGUGAAUGGGGUUGGCAGCCCUCCUGCAGAAAAAGAUAUAGCCCCCCAGACCUUCUCUGUGCUGAUUGGAAACCGCGAAUGGAUGAAGCGUAACGGCUUAACCAUCUCCAGCGACGUCAGUGACGCUAUGACUGAUCACGAGAUGAAAGGACAGACAGCCAUCCUGGUGGCCAUUGACGGUGUGCUCUGUGGGAUGAUUGCCAUCGCAGAUGCUGUCAAGCAGGAGGCUGCCCUGGCCGUGCACACGCUGAAAAGCAUGGGUGUGGACGUGGCUCUGAUCACGGGGGACAAUCGGAAGACAGCAAGGGCCAUUGCCACCCAGGUUGGCAUCAACAAAGUCUUUGCAGAGGUUCUCCCUUCUCAUAAGGUGGCCAAGGUCCAGGAGCUUCAGAACAAAGGGAAGAAAGUCGCCAUGGUAGGAGAUGGAGUUAACGACUCUCCGGCCCUGGCCCAGGCUGAUGUGGGCAUUGCCAUUGGGACCGGGACGGACGUUGCCAUCGAGGCGGCUGACGUCGUCCUCAUCAGAAAUGAUUUACUCGAUGUGGUGGCCAGCAUUCACCUGUCCAAGAGGACUGUCCGUAGAAUACGAGUCAAUCUGGUCCUGGCGCUGAUUUAUAACCUGAUUGGGAUACCCAUUGCAGCAGGUGUCUUCAUGCCCAUUGGCAUCGUGCUACAGCCAUGGAUGGGCUCAGCAGCCAUGGCAGCCUCCUCUGUGUCCGUGGUACUCUCCUCCCUGCAGCUCAAGUGCUACAAGAAGCCCGACCUGGAGAAGUACGAAAUGCAGGCCCAUGGCCGCAUGAAGCCCCUGAGCCCGUCUCAGGUCAGCGUGCACAUCGGCAUGGAUGACCGGUGGCGAGACUCCCCCAGGGCCCCGGCGUGGGACCAGGUCAGCUACGUCAGCCAGGUGUCUCUGUCCUCCCUGACGUCCGACAGGCUGUCUUGGCACAGUACCAUGAUGGACGAUGGUGGGGACAAGUGGUCUCUGCUCCUGAAUGACAAGGACGAGGAGCAGUACAUCUGAGAGCUCCAGGUGGGGCCAGAUCCAGGACAGGGCAGGGGCCCAGCUCCCUCUGGCAAAGCGGCAUCUGUUUGCUGUCUGCACCACCAGCAGGGGAAUCACGCUUGCCUCUAGCCCUGGGGACUUCCACUCCCUGGACCUUUCCAGUCAUCCCUCCCUGCAGCACAUGGCCCAUCCAGCUGUGGCUGGCAUUGGCUUGUGUGUGGCUACUGUUAGUCCUGUCAACAUUGCCAGUUGUAGCACUCUUAAUCCUGUUUGUGACGCCAAUUAUAAAGCUAGGUGACCA
This is a messenger RNA of Galeopterus variegatus (Sunda flying lemur), 4870 nucleotides long. It is a transcript of the gene ATP7B, whose product is annotated as ATPase, Cu++ transporting, beta polypeptide. Lineage: Eukaryota; Metazoa; Chordata; Mammalia; Dermoptera; Cynocephalidae. Gene Ontology annotation, molecular function: P-type divalent copper transporter activity; ATP binding; copper ion binding. The coding region runs from base 190 to 4587 and encodes 1465 amino acids. Gene Ontology annotation, cellular component: membrane; trans-Golgi network; perinuclear region of cytoplasm. Gene Ontology annotation, biological process: copper ion homeostasis; monoatomic cation transport. The record is from RefSeq and is a predicted model, not a curated record. The transcript is spliced from 21 exons.